Messenger RNA from Stegastes partitus (bicolor damselfish), 3227 nucleotides. RefSeq names its product tumor necrosis factor receptor superfamily, member 9a (gene tnfrsf9a). Gene Ontology annotation, biological process: regulation of cell population proliferation. Lineage: Eukaryota; Metazoa; Chordata; Actinopteri; Pomacentridae. The transcript has 7 exons. The record is from RefSeq and is a predicted model, not a curated record. Gene Ontology annotation, molecular function: protein binding; signaling receptor activity. Bases 238 to 1089 code for a protein of 283 amino acids.
GUGUGUUGAGUUUUAAGGUCACAACACUCAGAGAGUUCUUCAUUUAACAUUAGACCCCAGAACAGUGCUUUAGGUCGAGGAUUUAAUAGACUAAAGCUACAGGUUUAGAUAAAUUAAAUCACUCUGUCGGGGGGAAAAAAAACAGUACCUGGACUAUUUCUUGGAUUGGAUUACCUGAAAUCUCUCUUGAAGUGCCAGUAUCUUCCUUACCUACAAGAGUGGAGGGCUGACAACAGAAUGGCAGUGAUCCUGUGGAUGAUGAGUCUCUCUCUGCUGAUGCACGGCUGCCUGUGCAGCCCUGGACUGAUUACAGGCGGCUGCCUGAGGUGGACACCAAGUGGACAAGAAGUCUGCUGUGAAGCCUGUCAUCCAGGACACCGCCUCGUCAAAAAAUGCGGUCUAGACCCAAAAGAACUUUGCACACCUUGUGAAUCCGGGAAAUUCAUUCUGAACCCCAAAGCCGAAAGGUGUACCUUGUGUACCCAGUGCAUAGACGCUCAAGUCUUGGUGAAAAACUGCACAGCCACAAGUGAUACAAUGUGUGGCUGUAGAAAAGGACUCAUCUGUGGGGAUGCUGACUGCAACUUCUGUGUGGAGCCGUGUGGCAAAGGCCAAGAACCUUCUGGUCGUUCUUGCAAAGCAUGUCCACAUGGAACCUUCAAUGACAAAAUGAACUCAAAGUGUAAACCCUGGAGCACCAAGUGCCCCAAACCAAACCAAAAAAUUGAAGUGGAAGGAGAUGCGUUUAAUGACAUUAAGUGUGGUAAUGCUUCGAUUCCCACAGUGAUCCACUCAAAGAAACCUGCAGAUGACACAGAACAGGCCUGGCCAAUGGUGUUAUCUGCAGUGACCAGUGUAGUUUUGAUGGCCUUCAGCAUCAUCGUCAUCAUCAUAGCGGCUAUGAAAAUCCUCAAGAAACGAAAGAAGGUUGACAAGCCAAUCAAAAAAACACCCGUAAUUAGAACCCCUACAGAUGAUCCCAGGACUUUAAUUGCAAUAGAGUGCAGUUUCCAUGAGGCUCAGCAAGAACAGGGCAGCAGCUCUGAGUCACUCAACUCCAAGGACUCCUCAGAGCAGCUCAUUGCAUGAAUGGACGAGGCUGGAGAGUCACACUGUAAUACUUUUUGAGGUGUUGCUGAAGUCUGAUACCCCAGAGGAAAUGGAAUUUGUCUUUGUGAUACUGAGCCACUAGAUUGAAGGAUGUCUUUGUUGAACAAACGAGUUUGGUUCUAAAUGACAAAUAGGACACUGUGUUAAACCAACUGGCUUUUUGUUUUGUUUUGUUUGUUUUAUGAGACCAGCCCAAAAAUCUAGAAAGAUCAGGAUAGAGGUAACAUUUUGCUUAACAAUUACACCAGGAUACAGAUACAGUGAGCCUUUGAUGGUUCAAUGAGUAAACAUACACGUGAGAUGAAGGGGAAUUCUCAGAGGGGAAAAGACAACAUGGGCUUGACAAUAGCUUUUAUUAUCAUCUAAGUAAUAGCACGCAACAAGGCUGCGUUUUUGUGUUUAACUUUCAGUUUACUUUGAAGGAUAAAACGUUCCUGGACUAACAAUGGAAAGCUUAAAAUCAUUAGACCAAGUUUGUCAUUUAAUGGUAAAACAACAUACCUCACAUUUAAGAUCUGUAAAACCACUGGAAGUCAUUUAUUUUUUACUUUUAAACUAUGUUGAAACUUUUUUUUGGACUUGUGUGACAUAAUACUGUAGAACCAAAGAGUGUGAAUGAGUUUCAUGCUGUGAUAUUUGCAUGUGUGAGUGGUAAAACUGCUGAAUGUUACUCAGUGUGAAAGUACAGUGCAGGUGGGUGUUCAGCUGGGUGUAAAAAAAAGGUCUGUCAGCAGACGGUUUUUAGUCUCAUCUAAUUCUGAGCCCACAUAUGCCUCCCAAAAUAGAUGUCUGAUUUUACAAAGGUUCCAGUGACCUGCUGGAGGUAACUGGUGUUUACUGCUGAACUUCUAAGUAUGUGACCUUAGUCAUGUUGCAGCAACUAGAUAAGACUAGAUAAGACAGUACUGUUUAAAUAAGGUUUUUAUCAGGUUAAGCUACAUCUCAGAAAUGUAUUUUUUUUUUGUUAUUAUUUAUCUAUGAAUGGUUGUACUUGUAAUGAAAUGUGAAAAUGAUAGCGUAGAUUACUAUAAUAGUGAAGGUAGAAUGGGACACAGCCUCUUUCACUCCACUUAACAUUACCAGGAACUACAUGGACUUUCCUACAUUUGCUUAAACAGUCAUAAAAAAGUCCACUGAAGGGAGUUUCCCUCCAUCAAUAGGUAAUCCUACAAUAUAUGCUACAGUUCUGGGGAGCCUACAGGCUAAUAAAAAAAAUAGUCUGGAUUUUCACAGAAUGGUUGUGGCUUUUAAUGACACACAAAGACUGGGUAGGCUUCAGUAGUACUCACUGAGCAAGCUGAGACAUGCCUCUGGAGCACCAGUUUGUCGCAAUGGGUUUCCCAAGAGGAAUUUUUAUUGGUUGAAAUGUCAAGCGUCAUGCAAUCAUGCAAUCAUGCACGUGCACAGAUUGUCGAGUUUCCUGUUCAGUUGGGAAACAAAUAUGAUAAGCAGCUAGCCGGUGAUACAUAUCACAAAAAUUUGAUUCGGGGUCAUGUGGAAAACCCCCAAGAGUCUUGUACUGAGGGUUACGUUUGCUUAUCUUCUAGUGCAGUGGAGCGGGCAGCAAGAGCAGGACAAAUGUUCUUUUUUAAUGUAUUUCUUUUUUUUUUAUAUAUCUAUAACUGUAGCAGAUGCAUGUUUCUUUGUAAAUGGAACUUUUGAGAAAUACUAGGUGUGGGUUUACAGCGAAAAUGUGAACCCACACUUAUAGUAAUGUGUAUGUAUGAGUCACAACUCCCCCAAAUGCAGUUUGUUGAAAGUUCACUGGUGUUGCUUUGAUAAAAAAGUCAUCACAAUACAGUCAAACAAUAGUCACACAGCAACAUAUUAGAACUGUAGCACUUUAUUUCACCAGGCAACUGUUACCUAAUUAGUAUGAUGCACUUCUGGAUUUAACUUUCUGUUAUAUGUUUUUGAUAUAUUUUACUAACUGGGACUGUACUGAAUGCAUUCUUUUAAACUGUACUUUUGACAUUUUUAAACACGCAAUAAAAAAAACAUACACAUAUAUUUUUUUAUUUGUUGCAUUUUUUAAAGAAUAGCUGCAUUCAUAGUGGCCUAACUAGACAGUGGCAUAUUGCAUUUAUAAAAAAAAAAAAAAAAGAUAACCCAAAAAA